AUGACUUACCCCAACGAAGUCUUCACCGCCUUCGCCUUCAUUGGCUUCCUCAUGUGCGCGAUUCCGUUCCCAUGGCACUUUGAAGCAUGGAACACUGGAACUUGUCUCUACAUGGCCUGGACAGGCCUUGCCUGCCUCAACCAGUUUAUCAAUUCCAUCAUCUGGAAUGACAAUGCCAUUAACUGGGCACCAGUUUGGUGCGACAUCUCCGCCAAAUUCAUCGUCGGAACCGCGGUUGCAAUUCCCGCCGCCUCGCUUUGCAUCAAUCGCCGUCUGUACCACAUCGCGUCGGUCCGCUCUGUGACCAUUACCAAGGCGGAGAAGCGUCGUGCGAUCAUGGUUGACCUUGCUAUCGGUCUCGGUUUGCCCAUCUUGGAGAUGAUCCUCCAAUACAUCCCUCAAGGUCAUCGCUUCAACAUCUUCGAGAAUAUUGGCUGCUAUCCCUUCACCUACGACACCUGGGUCGCCUACCUCCUUGUCUCCUUCCCUCCCAUCGCCAUUGGCCUCGUAUCUGCCGUCUACGCCAUCAUGAGUAUCAUCGCCUUCAACAAGACCCGCUCGCAGUUUAACGAGCUCCUCUCGAACCACAGCAACCUCACGUCGAGCCGUUACUUCCGCCUCAUGUGCCUCGCUGGCAUCGAAGUGCUCUGCACCGUCCCGCUUGGUGCCUACGCUGUAUACCUCAACGCCGCCGACCACGGUAUCCGUCCCUGGAAGGGCUGGGCUGACACCCACGCUGGAUUCUCCCGCGUCGACCAGUUCCCGGCCAUGCUCUGGCGUCGCGACCACAUCACCGAGAUUUCGCUCGAGCUUACCCGUUGGCUCUGCGUCAUAUGCGCCGCCGUCUUUUUCGCGUUCUUCGGCUUCGCUGACGAGGCGCGCAAGAACUAUCGCUCCGCCAUCCAGUCCGUCGCCAAGAAGGUCGGCAUCUCCACUAUCGGGUCGUUCAGCGCCGGCCAGUCUUCGACCGGCGCCGUCAGCUCGAACGGAGAGAAGAGCAAGGGCGUCACGUCUUCGAGCGGCAAGGUCCGCCCUACCAUUCCCGUCUUCGUCCACCGCGAGAUGCUCCAGCGCCACGAUUCGCUCGACUCGUUCUCGAAUAUGUCGCUCUCAAUUGCCGACGUCGGAGGCACCCUCAACGAGAAGAAGGGAGACGAGAAGUCCGAGGUCGCCUUCUCUACUACCCUUUCCUACGGCGGCAUCACCCUUACCGAUGUCGGCGGCACCCUUGCAGACUACCAGGACGGCCCCUACUCGCCUGCUCCUUCAUCGGGAUCAUCAUCGGCCUCAAGCAUCUCAUCACCUUCACCCGCUAUUACACGCCAGAACUCCGACGCCAACAUCGAGAUCUCAUCUCUCCGAUGCGAUUCUCCCAUCUCUUCUUCACCUGCCUCAUCACCAACGCCCGUUGAAAAGGCCCACACACAUGACGUUGUCUGA
Messenger RNA from Cyclocybe aegerita, 1440 nucleotides. The record is from the annotation of a GenBank genome assembly. Lineage: Eukaryota; Fungi; Basidiomycota; Agaricomycetes; Agaricales; Hemipholiotaceae.